Messenger RNA from Aspergillus steynii IBT 23096, 2469 nucleotides. RefSeq names its product M13 family metallopeptidase. NCBI's taxonomy places the organism in Eukaryota, Fungi, Ascomycota, Eurotiomycetes, Eurotiales, Aspergillaceae. Gene Ontology annotation, molecular function: metalloendopeptidase activity. Gene Ontology annotation, biological process: protein processing. The transcript has 5 exons. The record is from RefSeq and is a predicted model, not a curated record. Bases 26 to 2230 code for a protein of 734 amino acids. Gene Ontology annotation, cellular component: plasma membrane.
UCACCAUCACCGCUCGACAUGAACCAUGAGCUCUGACAAACCGUCUCCCUUUAAAGGGCUUGGUAUGAAGCGGGCCACCAUGUUGCACCCUUUCGCCAUCCUCUCCUUCCUUUCGGUCUCCUACUAUCUCUGGACCAGUUUGCCCGCGGAAACCCCGUCCGAGAACAUUCCCCCCCUCCCGGUGGCAGCUUCGGUCUGCGAAACGCCUGAAUGCGUGCACGCCGCCUCUGAGAUCCUCUACAAUCUGGACCCCAACUACGCGGAAAUCGACCCCUGCACAAACUUUGAUCAAUAUGUCUGUGGGGGCUGGCGCGAACGGCAUGACAUGCGUCCGGACCAAGGGGCCAUCUUCGCUGGGACAUAUAUGAGCGAAGAGGCCCAGUCGAAGCUGCGUCAUAUCCUCGAGUCCCCUAAAGCAUCGGACCCCGCCGAUUCUAAGAACUUCGACAAAUUGAAGGCGGCCUAUGCGGCAUGCACGGAUGAGACGACCGUCAACAAACGUGGCACCAAACCCCUGCAGGACCUGUUAUCAGGAUUGGACAACGUCUAUUCCCUGGCGUCAACUUCCAAAGGCUCUGAUGUAAACAUAACAGAUGCGUUCCUGUAUCUCAUCGGAUCUGGUGUGGAAGCUUUGGUGUCACCGCUUGUUAUGCCCGACGACCGUGAUCCGGACUCGAUCGCUAUAUUUGUCCACCCGCUUCUCGAGAUCGGACUUCCUGCCAGAGAGUACUAUAACAACACCAAGCUUGUGGCCGAGUACACUGAAGUGGUAGAGAAGGUCCUGCCUGAUUUUGUGAGCGACGAGUUGGCCAAUGGUCUGAGUGAUGUCGUGGCGUUCGAGAAAAAGUUGGCCGACGCUACACCGGACACGGCAUCUCAGGAGGAUGUGACGAAAUACUACAACCCAUUAAGCAUCAAGGACACCCAGUCUCUUCUGCCGCAGAUCUCCUUCUCGGAUAUCAUCUCAGCCCUGGCACCUCCAGACUUCAAGACUGACCGUUUGAUCGUGGGAUCUCCCCCCUACAUGAAGUCGUUGUCGAAGACCCUAAGCGAUACGCCUCGGGAGACGGUUCAGCUUUUCUUCAGAUGGAAGAUUAUUCAGGCAUAUGCAGACGACAUUGAAGACCCAAAGAUCAAGCCUCUGCGAGAGCUAAAUAACAAGCUUGCUGGCAGGAACCCCCAGGCCACCCGUGAUCGAUGGCGCAAGUGCAUUGAGGUUUUGGAUGAAGACCUGGGUUGGAUACUGAGCCGAUUUUACGUCCUCAACGCCUUCUCGGAGGAGUCGAAGAAACUCGGAGAUCAGAUUGUGUCCGACAUCAAAGAGCGUUUCACUUUCACGCUGCACCAGACACAGUGGAUGUCUCCCGAGGUGAGAAAAUUGGGCAUUCAGAAAGUGGGCAACAUUGUCCAGAAGAUUGGCUAUCCGACCAAAAGCCCCAAUGUCAUGGACCCGGCGGAUGUGGAGAAGUUUUAUGCGGACCUCAAGAUCUCCAACGAAACUCUGUUCGAAAACUCUUUGGCCGUGGCGAAGUUUGAUCUUCACCAGCAAUGGUCCAAACUGGGAAAGCCGACGGAUCGCAAUGAAUGGGGCAUGACAGCACCGACAGUCAAUGCGUACUACAACCCCCCUGGAAAUGAAAUUGUUUUCCCGGCCGGAAUCAUGCAGCCACCGGCCUUCUAUGGCCCCGCAGCUCCUCUAUACCUGGCAUAUGGAGCGUUCGGGGCGGUCAGUGGGCAUGAACUCUCUCAUGCGUUUGACUCGGGUGGCCGACACUACGACGAGAAUGGCAACUAUACGGACUGGUGGGAUGAUAAGACGGUGGAAGGGUUUGAGAAACGGGCUCAAUGCUUUGUCGACCAAUAUGCCAACUUUACCGUUCCCGGGGAGAAUUCGGAACCUCUCCAUGUCAACGGACGCCUGACCCUUGGGGAGAACAUUGCCGACGCCGGGGGUCUCUCCGCAUCCUUCCACUCGUGGAAGAAGCGAGACGAGAAAUCCCCCGAUCCUAACCUGCCCGGGCUGUCCAAGUUCAGUAAGGAGCAAUUGUUUUUCAUCUCCUAUGCCAACUGGUGGUGUAGCAAGACUACAUUGGAGGCUGCGCGGGAAGCCAUCUACAACGAUCCGCAUGCCCCCAAACCAGCACGCAUUAUUGGGACGAUGGCCAACUCUCUAGAGUUUAAGGAAGCGUUCAAGUGCAAAGAUAAGGAGCCUGUGUGCAAGCUCUGGUAGCGGGCCACGAGGCAGCCGACUAAUUUCUACGACUACCAUAAUUUCACGGCGUUGACAUGCUGGAGGAGCAUUGCGUUUUCACGAUUGUUAAUGUACCUCUAUGAGGAGUUAACUGGGGCUCUGUUUCCACUUGAGACCAUUUAAACCAAUGGAUACUCUAGAUUUCCUUCCUUGCCUAUCUGAGGUGUAGAUAUUGUAUUGAAGGGGCAUCGAUUUUUGGGUAGGAUGGGUAGUACGGA